This is a messenger RNA of Homo sapiens (human), 4904 nucleotides long. It is a transcript of the gene SLC16A14, whose product is annotated as solute carrier family 16 member 14. The transcript has 4 exons. Gene Ontology annotation, biological process: transmembrane transport; monocarboxylic acid transport. Gene Ontology annotation, molecular function: transmembrane transporter activity. Lineage: Eukaryota; Metazoa; Chordata; Mammalia; Primates; Hominidae. Gene Ontology annotation, cellular component: plasma membrane. The record is from RefSeq and is a predicted model, not a curated record. The coding region runs from base 1118 to 2506 and encodes 462 amino acids.
CUGCCCGGAGCCCAGCCUCGCUGCCCGGCUGCUCUCUAGGCCCGUUUGGGACUCGAACUGGACAGUGAUGAGGCGCAGAGCGGGGGACCCGGGGCUGCGCCUAGGGACUUCGCGGGGUGCGGAUGCCUCUCUGCACAGGCUGUGGUGCUGCAGCCGGCCCAGCUUCCCCGGUGGGCUGCUGGCUUCCGAACGCGCCGAGGGAUGCGGGGUGCCCGAAGUGGGGAUGUGGUCUCGGGGUGCCAAGGGAGCGGGAGCACCGAGCGCGGGUGGGGGCGGGCGCUCGAAGGGUGGGGCGCGAGGCCGGACCCCGCGGGCACGAUCCCGCACCCAGGGCGCGCAGAGGCUGGGCCCCCUUAGCGCUUCCGAUUGAGGCUCCUCAAGAGAGGCUGAAAUGGGGUGAGAGACCGGGGACGGCCAUUUCGGGGCUAAACGCUGCCAAGGCCAUGACGAUGUUUUAGGAGCUGAACUCUGCUUUCCAAUUAAGCCAUUUUCUUUCUGAGGAAAAGUUGAUUCGGGCUCAUUAACAAGGAUGACUGAGGGCCAUUAUUGGGGCUUAGAGAGAUUCUCCUUUGCCUUGUCUGGCUUCUUUGUUUGCAUGUGCGUGCGUGUGCGGCUGUGUGUGUGUGUGUGAGAGAGAGAGAGAGAGAGAGAGAGAGAGAGAGAGAGAAGAGAGGGGAGAGAGGCAGUGUUGGGGGUGGGAGGAGGUAAAACAGGCUUGGGAUCCUGCAGGCCUGGGUUCCGAUUUGGUUUCCACAGCCUGCUAGUUUAACCUUUCUAAGCUUCAUUGCUCCCAUUUGAUGGCUCAGAUUCUUCCUCUGUAAAAUGCGGACAUUCAUGCCAAUUGGACUGGAGGAGAAGCCACCAAGCACAGUCCCUGACCCAGAGCGAAGCAUGUAUGUGUUGAGUCCUCCUAAUUCGGUGUGAAUUUUUCGGUUCUGUUUUUCUCCUAUGCUGUCUGCACCAGCUCAGCUCAGCUCCGCUCCCCAGCCUUCUCCGCGGCAGCCUCUUCAGCCUGCUGGCCGCAAGUGCGCCCUCUAAAGGCCCCAAAUGCCCUGUACACACCAGGUGAAGAGCGCGGAAGCGCCUGCAGAGCAGAAUUAAAGAAAAAUCUUGGAAAAUGUAUACCAGUCAUGAAGAUAUUGGGUAUGAUUUUGAAGAUGGCCCCAAAGACAAAAAGACACUGAAGCCCCACCCAAACAUUGAUGGCGGAUGGGCUUGGAUGAUGGUGCUCUCCUCUUUCUUUGUGCACAUCCUCAUCAUGGGCUCCCAGAUGGCCCUGGGUGUCCUCAACGUGGAAUGGCUGGAAGAAUUCCACCAGAGCCGCGGCCUGACCGCCUGGGUCAGCUCCCUCAGCAUGGGCAUCACCUUGAUAGUGGGCCUGGGCAGCGGGAUGGCCUACCUGCCAGCGGUGGUCAUGGUGGGCAGGUAUUUCCAGAAGAGACGCGCCCUCGCCCAGGGCCUCAGCACCACGGGGACCGGAUUCGGUACGUUCCUAAUGACUGUGCUGCUGAAGUACCUGUGCGCAGAGUACGGCUGGAGGAAUGCCAUGUUGAUCCAAGGUGCCGUUUCCCUAAACCUGUGUGUUUGUGGGGCGCUCAUGAGGCCCCUCUCUCCUGGUAAAAACCCAAACGACCCAGGAGAGAAAGAUGUGCGUGGCCUGCCAGCGCACUCCACAGAAUCUGUGAAGUCAACUGGACAGCAGGGAAGAACAGAAGAGAAGGAUGGUGGGCUCGGGAACGAGGAGACCCUCUGCGACCUGCAAGCCCAGGAGUGCCCCGAUCAGGCCGGGCACAGGAAGAACAUGUGUGCCCUCCGGAUUCUGAAGACUGUCAGCUGGCUCACCAUGAGAGUCAGGAAGGGCUUCGAGGACUGGUAUUCGGGCUACUUUGGGACAGCCUCUCUAUUUACAAAUCGAAUGUUUGUAGCCUUUAUUUUCUGGGCUUUGUUUGCAUACAGCAGCUUUGUCAUCCCCUUCAUUCACCUCCCAGAAAUCGUCAAUUUGUAUAACUUAUCGGAGCAAAACGACGUUUUCCCUCUGACGUCAAUUAUAGCAAUAGUUCACAUCUUUGGAAAAGUGAUCCUGGGCGUCAUAGCCGACUUGCCUUGCAUUAGUGUUUGGAAUGUCUUCCUGUUGGCCAACUUCACCCUUGUCCUCAGUAUUUUUAUUCUGCCGUUGAUGCACACGUACGCUGGCCUGGCGGUCAUCUGUGCGCUGAUAGGGUUUUCCAGUGGUUAUUUCUCCCUAAUGCCCGUAGUGACUGAAGACUUGGUUGGCAUUGAACACCUGGCCAAUGCCUACGGCAUCAUCAUCUGUGCUAAUGGCAUCUCUGCAUUGCUGGGACCACCUUUUGCAGGGUGGAUCUAUGACAUCACGCAAAAAUAUGAUUUUUCCUUCUACAUAUGUGGUUUGCUUUACAUGAUAGGAAUACUCUUUUUACUUAUUCAGCCGUGCAUUCGAAUUAUAGAACAAUCCAGAAGAAAAUACAUGGAUGGUGCACAUGUUUAGUAUCAUGUAAUGUUCCGUGUAGGUUUCAUUGUAAUACUCAUGCCUACCUCGCAUGGUUGCUGUGAGGCACCUAUGACAGGACGUGGGAAAGCAUUUUGUACGGUAACUGGCACUGUCAUUUGUAAAUGCCAUUGUCACAGCCUCAUUUGUAAGCAGCACUGCCUCUCUGUUUGGGGAGAUGUAAUGCUGGAAGAUCUUAAGGACUACAUACAUUCUAGAGAUGACAGUGUUGUUCAAAGACAGCCUAGUAAGUAAUUGGUAGAAAUGCCCUUAUAAAAACCAUUCUCUUGUCAUCUACUGGGACUAGGGUUUUAAAUACAGCUUUUAAAAACAAAAACAGGGAAUAAAAGCUUUUCAACUCAACCACUUCUUUGUAAGACAAAACUGAAGUAUCUGUGUGCUUCCAGAAAGCUUACAGAUAAAUGGGUUUCAAGCACAAGAAUAUGACUAGAUUUCAGAAAUUAAUUAUUACAGGGAGCUAUUGAUCUACUAGCAUCAAACAAAGGCAAGCUCUAAUUCCACAGGUAAUACAAUUUAGUGCAAUUAAAGAAACACGGCUUGUAUUUUUAUGAGGGAAUUCUGCAGCUAGGGAUUGUGACUCCUAAAUCCUCCUCUAAAAGAAGGCACUUGCCAUUAAUCCUAAUUCAGUGCUAUCCAGUUAUAAAUGGAAUCUUGAGACAAAACCUUAACAAAGAAAUAACAGUAAUGAUUUCCUUAGCAGAAGCCGUAUUUGUACGCACAACAUUAAAUCAAGGGCUACAAUUCAAGCACUUUUAUUCGUAUCAUUGGCCUCUUAGAUGAUAUAAGCAUGAGGUGGGGCCUGUAAUAUUUUUUUCUGAGUUUCUUCUGCCCAAAAAUAUAAUAUAGAACUAAUUGCUAACUGACAAAUAAAGUUAAUAGUUAAAUCAUCUCCAAGGAAUGUUGCUAAUCCAAAGUAUAACACUAUCAAUUUGUGAGGAUAAUAAAUGGAAUGCCAUUAGUGUAGAUGUCUGUGCCACAUCUGACACUGGAGUAGUGAUAACAAAUAGCCCAUCUCUAGACUCUCGUGUUGUUAUAUAGACCAUUCAUUUGCCUGAGCGUGGCACAGUUUUAAAAAUAGUUCUCUUGAUUGAUUUCAUACAGAAGAUGACUGUGAUCCAUGACAUCUAAUAAUGCCCUUUCUUUAUCUGAGAUGUCUAUUUUUCUAAGCCAAACGUUUUUCAGACUGCAGAAUGUUCUUCCCAGAUCAUUUGAAAUUUCUGGCUGCCUUACUUGUUUACAGAUAGUUUAAGACUAUUUAAAUUUCUACUCACAAUUUGAUCAUCACACACACACAAAUCCUUGAAUAUCAUUGCCAGUGUCUUAGGUCAAAUUUACCUAAAGUGAAUACAGCCCAUUCUCAAUUAUCCUUCACAAUUAGACGCAGGAAUGCUACUAGGAAUUGGAAUCAAACAAUGCCACCCCAAGCGUAAUUUUAGCCAGCAGUUUCAGUUAUACUCAACCAUGCCCUUCUGAGCUGUUAACAAGUGAUUCAAUGGACAAGUUCUCUUUUUGUUCCAUCUCCAUUAUUUCCUGCUCUAAUGUAUAGUGGGAGUGGUUGUGUAAUGAAAGGACCACCAAAAUAAUAAAAGGCAGCUAAUGGAAAGGAGAGACAAAAGCAUGGUUAAUAUAUAUACUUAAUAUUACCUCCAAUGACUCGGGAAUUGCCUGUAAAUUAUUAUAGACAAUAGAUUGCAUGUCAUACUCCAUUUGGUUCAACACAACAACCUAUGUGUUAUCAUUACAGCUUUGGCUGCUGUUAAAGAAUCCAGCUCUCUAUUUUGAUAAAGAUAAUCUUAAAGCUGAGGCAAUGCUCCCUCCUCUAUCUCUCUCUGUGUAAUUUACCAUAGAAUUAGGAUGAUUAGAUUGAAACACAUGUUGUAUGUUUUAAAAACUACAUUGCUUCAUUACUUUCAUUUUCCGACAACAUCAAACUAACAAGAGGCAGUGUUAAAUAUUUUAAAUGGUGCUAUAGCCAAUGUAUUUGAAUGCUUGCACUGCUGGUUGUGUAUCAUCAAUAUGAACUUUUUAUCCAAUGACUCAACUCUAAUUACAUCUAAGUUAGACUUGCUCACGUUCAGUUUGUACAGUUGUGUGUUGACUUACUAUGUUUUGAAAGUGGUGACUUCUACCGAAUGAGUGGAAGUUCCCAUUGUCAAAAAAAAUAAAGACCUGCUUGCAGUAUUCAUGUUGACAACAGAGUAAAAGAGAAUACUGUAAAGAAUUACUGCAAAUAUUUCCUGUUUAUGUUAUUUGCCGUUGUUUGAAGAUAUUAUAAAGGGUUAAUUGUAUAUUUAUAUCAUGUGCUUUAUCGUUUUCCCCUCAUGUAUCCAAGUAAUUUUUAUUUACAUACAACUAAAUAAAUGUUGUCCUCUUUGAA